AUGUCAAGUAAUAAUUUUUUAUCUACUAAAAGAAAUAAUGGGGAGACCAAUAUUGAAUGGAUUAAGAGGAUGAUAAAGGAUAAGCAGAUUUGUUCUAUCGAUCAUUCAGAGUUUGGAGACCCGGUCCAUGUUAGGUAUGGAGGUUCUGGAGUUGUUACAAGAGCCGAGUGGAAAAAGAGGAAAAUUCAAAUUAUUUUAAAACAAGUUAUACCUAAUGAAGAAGUAUUGGCAAAAUCAGAGAAUGAAGAGCUUGUUAAAGAGAUUAAAGCUUUUCAUUCUAUUCAAAAUUCCUUGUCAAGUGUAAUAGGUUAUAAUAAUGUGGUCAAAUUUUUAGGUGUAUCAAUAAAUAAAGAAAUAUUUUUCCUCGUAUUAGAGUAUGCAGAUUGCGGUAAUUUACGCGAUUAUUUGAUACUUCACAAUGAUUUGAACUGGAAACAAAAAAUUAAUAUUGCACGACAGGUUACUUGUGGCUUAUAUUUUCUUCACGAUAAUGAAAUUUUACAUCGUGAUUUGCACACCGGAAAUUUAGUUAUUAAAAGCGAUCGAAACAGUGAAGAUGGCAUUAGGGUUCUUAUUACAGACUUUGGGCUUUCUAAAGUUGUUCCUCGUCAAAGUGUAUCGAGUCAGGGAAUAAAAGGAUGCAUCCAAUUUAUGGAUCCUGUUUUAUUAAAUGAAUUAAAUGCAAAGUAUGGUGAAGUAUAUGGAUACUCGUCUGAUAUAUAUAGCCUGGGUAUGAUAAUGUGGGUAGUUUCAAAUAAUGGAUUAUUGACAGAUGAUAAUCUCACGACGGCAUACAUCAAUAUAGUAAAAGGUAGACGGGAAAAACCGGUGGCUGGGUCCACACAAUCUUAUGUUGACCUUUAUACGAAAUGCCUAGAUAAAAACCCAAAAAAUAGGCCUACAAUCGCAUACGUUUAUGAUUCAAUUAAUGAAGAAGAUAUUGCAUCAGGAAAAAAGUGGGAAGAGACAGUACAGUCGCAGUAG
This is a messenger RNA of Dentiscutata erythropus, 984 nucleotides long. NCBI's taxonomy places the organism in Eukaryota, Fungi, Glomeromycota, Glomeromycetes, Diversisporales, Gigasporaceae. The record is from the annotation of a GenBank genome assembly.